This is a messenger RNA of Hansenula anomala, 678 nucleotides long. It is a transcript of the gene MRX3, whose product is annotated as Mrx3p. The transcript has a single exon. The record is from RefSeq and is a predicted model, not a curated record. Lineage: Eukaryota; Fungi; Ascomycota; Saccharomycetes; Phaffomycetales; Wickerhamomycetaceae. Bases 1 to 669 code for a protein of 222 amino acids.
AUGGCCCAUUAUAUCAAAAGAGUUGUGUUUUCAAGUGCAUUUUUUGCUGCUGGGUUUGCAGGUUUUGCCAAAGUUUGGCCUGAAGAUUCAAAAGAAGUAAACUCAAAAAGAUUAUCUGAACAACGUGUGGAGAUUUUGGAAACCAUCAAAAAAUCGCCAAACUACAUUAAAUUAUUGAGAGAUAAUAACUAUACUGGUGACGUUCACUCUUCUCGUAUUCCAAGAUUGCAUCAAAAGGAUCAUGUUAGUCAAGGGUUACUGUUUGGUCCACAGCAUUUAGAGAUUGACCCAUUGGUGUUCACGAACCCUAAGGAUCAAGAAUUACAAGCAUACUAUCAUCUAGGUAAAAAACUAACCAGUUAUGACGGGAAUAUACACAAUGGUGUGAUCUCAACAAUAUUGGAUGAACUCUUAUGCUAUUGUGGAUUUCCUGAACUUCCUAGUCGUAGGGGUGUCACCGCAAGAUUGUCAAUUGACUUUAUUGAUCACGUUAAACCAGAUACAACAAUCUUAUUGAAAGCAAAAGUGAAAGAAGUCAAAGGAAGAAAAGUUGUUAUUGGAGGUCAUAUCGAAACUGUGGAGAAACAUCCUAAAAUAGUAGCUACUGCUAAUUGUGUUUUGGUUGAACCUAGAUGGUUCAAAUACUUCAAAUGGCUGAGCUUAUUCUAGAUAUUCCAC